Molecule: messenger RNA, 751 nt
Organism: Diuraphis noxia (Russian wheat aphid)
Lineage: Eukaryota; Metazoa; Arthropoda; Insecta; Hemiptera; Aphididae
Product: replication protein A 70 kDa DNA-binding subunit-like
Molecular function (GO): nucleic acid binding
Source: RefSeq, a predicted model, not a curated record
AUGAUAGAUGGUUUAGCUUUCCUACCACAGGAUAAAGUACUGGACGGAAUGACAUGUCUAAAAGAAAUAAUGCCUCCAGAUGCAGAAGACCUUAUUUUAACUUAUUUUGAUUCUUAUUAUGUAAAUGAUGAAGCAAAAUCAGCUUUAGAUGCUGUAGGAGAUACGAAAACUGUUAAAAAACUAGGGCAAACUCGGACAGUAGAAAAACGUCUGCAAAAUUUAUUUAUACAAAUACAAGCAGGCAAUAUCGGUGUAUUAGAUUUUUUAACAGCCGUUAACAAUGUUGUAACAAUUGAAAAUGGUAUGUUACGAGAAGUUAAUAAAGAUUAUAAAAAAACCAAGCACAAGUAUCAAAUAAUAUUGGAAAGUAUUUCAAUAAUACAAAUUAUAAAUAAUAACGAGAUGGAUAAUGGUGACCUGCCAAUUCAUAAAUAUACAUCAGCAGCAGAAUUAAACACUCUACCUUCUGGAAUGAUAAUUGAUGUCAUUGGUGUAUGUUACCAACUCGAUAGUGAAAAGACAGUUAAUGCUCAAAAUCAGCAAGUCAGAAAGGGACAUAUUAUGGUUGAUAGUACACUAUUAAUUGAAGUUAAAUUUUUUGGUGACAAAGUUGAUACUCUCUACGCUAUAGGUAGCACAUUAUCUUUGAUUAGUGCCAAAUAUGUCAAUUUCAAAGGAUAUAAAUAUUUAAUAGUUGAGAGUUCAAGUUUUGUAAAAUGUGGUAGGUACUUAUUGUUAAUUAUGCUAUUUA